Messenger RNA from Emericellopsis cladophorae, 696 nucleotides. RefSeq lists its product as uncharacterized. Gene Ontology annotation, cellular component: ESCRT I complex. NCBI's taxonomy places the organism in Eukaryota, Fungi, Ascomycota, Sordariomycetes, Hypocreales, Bionectriaceae. Gene Ontology annotation, biological process: protein targeting to membrane; protein targeting to vacuole; ubiquitin-dependent protein catabolic process via the multivesicular body sorting pathway. The record is from RefSeq and is a predicted model, not a curated record. The transcript is spliced from 2 exons. Bases 1 to 696 code for a protein of 231 amino acids.
AUGUCGUACACGCCCGUCUCCAGCGCGACGCCGCCCGUGCCGCCUCCCAAACCAGGGAGCCACGAAGCCAGCGGCGUCAAUACGCCAGCUCUCCCCACAGCAGCAGAUGGUCGACAGCCACCUGCUACACAUGCGCCGCCGAGGCAGCAGGUCCCCGAUCCUGGAGAAGGGUGGUUGCCGCAGAUCCUCCAGGACAAGUCGAAACAAGAUAUUGCCGCCAUACUAGCCGACCAGAAACUACUCAAUGCCCUGACCAACGCGCCCCAGACCAUCCAUCCUAGCCUGUCGUCGUCCCACGAAACGCUACAACAAGCGCUCAACGACAACAUUACACUAGCGAACCACGUAUCGCAACUAUCGACGCAACUGUCCCACCAACGAGCCGCGACGCAGGCGCAGCUGCUCAGCACCCAUGCGCUGGAACGGACGUGGCGCGCCAAGGAGGCGGAGAUGGAUGAUGCGCUGGCCCCGUUCGCCCCGGCGCGGCUAUACCAGCAGCUGAGCCAAGGGGUCAACGAGCAGGGACAGGUGUGCUCGGCCAUGGAGGAGAGUUUUCUCGAGAGCGAGGAUGGGGAGCUGGCGGAGAGGGAGGUCGCGGACUGGGUGCGUCGGUACCGCGAGGCGCGGGUAGGAUUCUACCUGCGGAGCGAGAGAAAGGAACGGUGGGACGAGGGCCGUGUGGGCGGUUGGCGUUAA